Cajanus cajan (pigeon pea) is the source of this 756-nucleotide messenger RNA. The record is from RefSeq and is a predicted model, not a curated record. NCBI's taxonomy places the organism in Eukaryota, Viridiplantae, Streptophyta, Magnoliopsida, Fabales, Fabaceae.
GUAAUCGGAAAGCUCUCACUCCAGAUGGUGGGACUUGUAUUAUCUACCAUAAGUCCAUAACCUGUAACAUUGACUCAUGAGACAGUCCUCAAAGACAGUACCAUGUGAUCUUGUGUCUUAGUUGGUCUCAUGAUUCCUAUUCCUAUCCCACACCCUUCAUUCAGCAAUAAUUCAAGUAGACUUCGUACAUAUCUUUUAUCUAUAUAUAUUCAUGGUUUCUAGCAUUUUGGAACAAACAUAAAACAUUCACAGCCUAAAGCAUUUGAAUUAUUCUUAAGCCUGAAUAUUCAAGUCCUUUUUAGACCAUUUUCUUCUCAUCAAGUCUCAGCCUCUUAAAUAUAACAAUGGGUUUUCGAUUACCUAGUAUCAGAAAGGCAUCAGUAGCUGCAAACCAAGCAUCUUCUAGGGCUUUGGAGGUACCAAAGGGCUAUCUUGCAGUGUACGUUGGAGAGAGAAUGAAGCGGUUUGUGAUCCCCAUUUCAUACUUGAUCCAGCCAUCAUUCCAAGACUUGUUGAGUCAAGCAGAGGAAGAGUUUGGAUAUGAUCAUCCCAUGGGUGGACUUACAAUUCCAUGCAGCGUGGAGGUCUUCCAAGACAUAACUUCAACCUUUAAUUGACUACAAGUCUAGUACCGUAGAAGACUGACCAAGAUUUGUAUAGACAUUUUUUACAUUAGUCAUCUCAAUAUGUAAAGAUAACCCCUUUUUGAGAAAUUGGAAAAAUGAAAAGACCAUUAGAAUGACGAAUUUGUUCCUA